Molecule: messenger RNA, 1347 nt
Organism: Lipotes vexillifer (Yangtze River dolphin)
Lineage: Eukaryota; Metazoa; Chordata; Mammalia; Artiodactyla; Lipotidae
Gene: FBXO5
Product: F-box protein 5
Exons: 5
Coding region: 1-1347 (448 amino acids)
Biological process (GO): negative regulation of meiotic nuclear division; regulation of mitotic nuclear division
Cellular component (GO): nucleus
Molecular function (GO): protein binding
Source: RefSeq, a predicted model, not a curated record
AUGAGCCGGUGCCCCUGCAGCUGUUCCCCACGGCCGCCCUCCGGUUCCUGCCGUUGCAGCUACGGCGUCCUGACAGCCGCCGGGCGCCCUCGCCCCUCGGACGGUUGUAAAGAAGAAAGUUCCACUGUCUCUGUCAAAAUGAAGUGUGAUUUUAACUAUAACCAUGUUCAUUCUGGAAUUAAACCAGUAAAGCCUGAUGACAGUAGAAGACAAGGUUCCUACACUACUGCGAAUUUGGAAAGUUCUUAUAAAGACUUCAUUAAAGACUAUGAAAGGUUAUCAGAUAUUGGGUCGCCUAUUGUGAGCCCCAGGAUUGUAGAACUUGAAACUGAGAGCAAGCCCUUGCAUAAUAAGGAAAAUCUACAUGUACAGCAAACACUUAAUAGUUCAAGUGACGUAGAAGAACUAGAGACCAGUGGACCUUAUGAAGACAGUGGCUACUCUUCAUUUUCCCAGCAAAGUGGCCUCAGUGAACAUGAAGACAGUAGCCUUCCCCUGGUGGAAAAUUUCAGUGACAGUCUACAGUCUUGCCUGCUACGGACACAAAGCCCAGACCAAUAUCCCAACAAAAACUUGCUGCCAGCUCUUCAUUUUGAAAAAGUGGUUUGUUCAACAUUAAAAAAAAAUUGUAAACGAAAUCCUAAAAUAGAUUGGGAGAAACUGAAGGAAUUUAUAUCCAGUGGAAAUUUUAGACUACAGAAUAUAAUUGGCAGGAAAAUGGGCCUAGACUGUGUAGAUAUUCUCAGUGAACUCUUUCGAAGGGGACUCAGACAUCUCUUAGCAAAUAUUUUGACACAGCUCAGUGAUAUGGACUUAAUCAAUGUGUCUAAAGUGAGCACAACUUGGAAGAAGAUUCUAGAAGAUGAUAGGGGGGCAUUGCAAUUGUACAAUAAAGCAAUACAAAGAAUUACCGAAAAGAACAUUAAGUUUUCACCACACGCUUCAACCAGAGAAUAUGUUUUAUUCAGAACCCCAUUAGUAUCCGUGCAAAAGUCAGCCACCCAGACUCUCCCCAAAAAAGACGCUCGAACCAAGUUACCUGAUCCAGGUGAUCAGAAAGGUUCUACUUACAGUCGACACAGUGAAUUCUCUGAGGUUGCCAGAACUUUGAAAAAGAACGAAAGCCUCAAAGCCUGUAUUCGCUGUAAUUCACCUGCAAAAUACGAUUGUUAUUUACAACGGGCAACCUGUAAACGAGAAGGCUGUGGAUUUGAUUAUUGCACAAGGUGCCUGUGUAAUUAUCAUACCACUGAAGACUGUUCAAAUGGCAAGCCCCUAAAAGCCAGUUAUAAAAUGGGUCCUUUGCCUGGUACUAAGAAAAGCAAGAAGAAUUUACGACGUCUGUGA